AUGGUGGAGACAAGUGCAGGCUUGAUGGACGGUGUUGAAGAUAUUAAAAUCUGUGUGUGUGAUCACUUCAAAAGCUUCUUUAGAGAACCCUGCAAGAAUUGUCCUGUCCCUGCGGGUAUCAACUUCAAGCGUCUUGAAUCUGCCGUGGCUACGAUUUUGGAACGUCCGUUUACAGUAUAUGAGAUAAAAGAUGCUGUGUGGAAUUGUGAAGGUAGCAAAACACCUGGUCCUGAUGGGUACUCUUUAGCUUUCUACAAGAAUAAUUGGGAGAUGCUGAAAGAAGAUUUACAAAGAACCGUGGCGGAUUUCCAUGAGAAGGCUAGAUUAAUAAAAGCUUGCACAUCAUCUUUUAUAACUCUGAUUCCUAAAGUUCUGAAUCCUCAGUCCCUAUCGGAGUAUCAGCCAAUUUUCUUGGUUGGGAGUCUCCAUAAGAUUCUGUCUAAAAUUCUUGUUGGCCGUCUAAAGGAGAUUAUCAGGCAAUUAAUAUCAUCAAAACAAAAUGCUUUCAUAAAAAACCGAAACAUUUUGGAUGGUAUUUUGAUGGUUAACGAAGUGAUGGACAUGGCAAAGAGAGAAGGCUCGAAAUGCUUAAUCUUAAAAGUAGACUUUGAGAAAGCGUACGACUGUGUUAGCUGGAACUUCCUGAGAUUAGUUAUGAAGAAGAUGGGAUUUGGAAAAAAGUGGUUAAGCUGGAUGGAGGCCAUCGUGUUCACGAGUUCCAUGGCAAUUUUAGUGAAUGGAAGUUGUACAAAAGACUUCAAUGUCGAACGGGGUCUUCGACAGGGAGAUCCUCUAUCUCCACAGUUGUUUGUCAUAAUUAUAGAAGGUUUGACCAACCUUAUGGAGAAAGCAUCCAGUCUUGAGGAGUACAGAGGCUUCUAUUAUGGUGACAACAAUGUCGUCGACAUUCUGCACUUCGCUGAUGAUACCAUUAUUUUGAGUGAUGGGAAAGAGAAUAAUUUGUGGGGUUUGAAAUCCAUUCUAAGGGGAUUUGAACUUAUGGCUGGUCUCAAGAUUAAUUUUAGCAAAAGUAACAUAUAUGGUAUUAAUCUGUCUGAUGCUAACCUUCAAAUGUCGUAUUCGUUUAUGUCUUGUGGCAUAGGUGAUCUCCCCUUCAAGUUCUUGGGAGUUAAGGUGGGUGACAGUCCCAGGAAGUUGGCAACGUGGAAAGACGUUAUCAAAGACACAAGAAGGAGAUUGGAUAAAUGGAGAGGGGGAUUUCUUUCUAUAGGAGGUAGGGUGGUACUGAUCAACUCGGUGUUAAAUGCUAUUCCUUUGUAUUCGCUAUCGUUUUAUCAAGCACCUAAGAAAGUGAUAAAGGAAAUUAGGAGUAUUCAAAUAAGCUUUCUAUGGAAAGGAGUGGAAGGUGGAAGAGGAAUAAACUGGGUCAGUUGGCACAAUGUUUGUAAGUUAAGAGAGGAAGGAGGUUUAGGCAUAAGAGACGUAGAUUGUAUGAAUGUAUCCUUACUCAUGAAGUGGAAGUGGAGAAUUUGUACAGAGGCGAAUGCGAUAUGGUCAAAUCUGUUAAUUCACAGGUACAAAAAUCCGGAGGUCAAAAUGUACGUCAACGAUACGGGAGUGAUAUCCAAGAAUGAUUCAAUAUGGUGGCGUGAUUUAAUCUUGAUCAACGACUGCGUAGGUUCCAAUGGACUGUCUGUCUCUGAUUCAUUUCUAUGCAGGGUCAAAAGUGGAGAUAAUGUUUCAUUCUGGCUAGUAAGUGGGCGGGGAUUCAAACAGUGUCGGAAGCGUAUCCGGAGCUGUAUCACAAGGCAGUUAAUAGGUUUAUGUCUGUUGCGGAGGCGGGUUAUUGGAAGGGAGAGAUAUGGAAGUGGAAUUAAGACAGUUGGCUGCAUGAACCAGACGAUCAAGAUGGGGCUCUCACGACUUUGCUGCAACUACAGUUUCCGUCUAUUAGCAGACAGAAUUUCAGGAGAGAUGAAGUGGUUUGGCUGGCGGAUGAAGAUCAAGGUUUCACUGUCAAGGGGUGUGCCAAGGAGAUUAACCGUAAUAUGCAGGGAAUUGGGCUGCAAACAUCUCUACUAA
Vicia villosa (hairy vetch) is the source of this 2043-nucleotide messenger RNA. RefSeq lists its product as uncharacterized. The record is from RefSeq and is a predicted model, not a curated record. Bases 1 to 2043 code for a protein of 680 amino acids. The transcript has a single exon. NCBI's taxonomy places the organism in Eukaryota, Viridiplantae, Streptophyta, Magnoliopsida, Fabales, Fabaceae.